AUGAGCCAAUCUCCCUUUGAUGCGAGUCAAACUCCGUCGGGCCACUCAGCUGACCCUCAUUCGACAUCUCAGCCGCCUUCCUCAGGCCCUUCUUUCGCCCAACCUCCAGGCGCUCCUUAUGGAUAUCCUCCCCCUGGCGUCCCUGGAGCACCGUUCCCUUACGGAUACUACCCUCCUUAUGGAGGACCGCCUUAUCCAAAUGUUCCCCCUUAUCCCCAACCGGGACUCGCUGCAACUCAGCCAGGUUUUCCCGGAAGCCCAUCUCCAAGCGCUCCGCACCCAGGAGCUCCUCCACCAGGAGCGUAUCCAGGUGGCGCUCCUCAGCCAUACGGCGGACAUCCAUCCAAUGUUUUCUAUCCUCCACAGCCAGCCUCUUUUCCUCAGCCCGGCGCGUAUAGUCCUGUGACGUACCUAGGUGUUGCUAUCCCACAAUACCAAGUGUGGUUUACGCAGCCUCCCCCAGUACAAGGAUACCAGGCGGAAGUCCAAAAAAUGCGCAAAGCCACAAAGGGGUUCGGGACUGAUGAUAAAGCUGUUAUCAGCGUCUUGAUUUCUCUUGAUGCAAUUCAAAUGGACGAAUUUGCACGAGCAUACCAGUCCACAAUGGGCGAUAAUUUGGUGGAGUUACUCAAGAAGGAAACGAGUGGGAAAUUUGAAUUCGCAUUGGUUGGGCUCGCCGAGGGUCCUCUCAAGUGGGACGUUAUUCUACUUGAAAUGGCCCUUCAUGGAUUGGGAACCAACGAAACCCUGCUUAAUGAGCUCGUCUUAGACCGUACAAAUGCUGAGCUGCAUAUCCUCAAGGCAGCGUACGAACGCAAAACCGGUAAGAAGCUUGAGCAGGCUGUGGCGGACGACCUCUCGCUUGAUACCAGGAAACUGUUCUCCAUUGUCCUUGUUGGAAAUCGUGACGAAACCGACUUCCCGAACCCACACGAUCCCAACCAUCUGUAUAGGCCGGAUGAGAAUCGCAUCAAGCAGGAUGUAGCAGCCAUCCAAAGGUUUUAUAGAGGCGAUGGUGACUCGAUUCCAGUUUGCAACAUCAUCCUGAACUCAAGUAGGACUCAUCUCGCCGCCGUUGACGCUGGUGUGCUUCAUGCCACCCAGCGCACACUCCAUCACAUUAUUCUAGACAAGUUUUCGGGACACACGGAACGAGCCUUGCUAUACGUCCUCGCCGGAUGUACCAUCACGGCGGGCUCCGGAGCGCAUGGGUAUCUACACGGAAUCGAGAGAGACGCAGAACUGAUCUCUGAGGCUAUGAGAGGGAUUGGUACCAAGGAUGAACAGCUUACCUGGAGAAUUGUCAGGAACCAUUGGAAUAAGGCUCGCUUCGAGGCCAUUAAGACUGCCUUCAUCCGCAAGGACGACAAGACUCUUGCUGCUAGGGUGAAAUCUGAAACUAGUGGAUCUUACCGCGACUUGUUACUUGCGAUAAUAAGUAAAUGA
This is a messenger RNA of Cantharellus anzutake, 1446 nucleotides long. RefSeq lists its product as uncharacterized. The coding region runs from base 1 to 1446 and encodes 481 amino acids. Gene Ontology annotation, molecular function: calcium-dependent phospholipid binding; calcium ion binding. Gene Ontology annotation, cellular component: cytoplasm. The transcript is spliced from 4 exons. Lineage: Eukaryota; Fungi; Basidiomycota; Agaricomycetes; Cantharellales; Hydnaceae. The record is from RefSeq and is a predicted model, not a curated record.